This is a messenger RNA of Myxocyprinus asiaticus (Chinese sucker), 4757 nucleotides long. RefSeq names its product circadian locomoter output cycles protein kaput-like. The transcript has 19 exons. Gene Ontology annotation, biological process: circadian regulation of gene expression; regulation of transcription by RNA polymerase II. Bases 1160 to 3340 code for a protein of 726 amino acids. The record is from RefSeq and is a predicted model, not a curated record. NCBI's taxonomy places the organism in Eukaryota, Metazoa, Chordata, Actinopteri, Cypriniformes, Catostomidae. Gene Ontology annotation, cellular component: cytoplasm; nucleus; CLOCK-BMAL transcription complex. Gene Ontology annotation, molecular function: DNA-binding transcription factor activity, RNA polymerase II-specific; protein dimerization activity; E-box binding.
AAAUAAGUCAGAGAAGAAAAGGCGAGACCAGUUCAAUGUCCUCAUUAAAGAACUUGGCACCAUGUUGCCCGGCAACACUCGUAAGAUGGACAAGUCCACCAUCUUGCAGAAAAGCAUUGACUACCUGCGCAAGAACAAAGUUCCACUUUCGACUCAUCCGUCCACAGAACAUUCUCCCAAAAGCUUUGAGGAUCACUGUGACAAGGAGGAGAGUGUGGCUGGGCCAUAAGGAUGGACGCCUGGCGCUGAAUCAUCUCAAUCAGUCGGGAGAGAGAUAAAGAGGAGCCAGAGAUGCCAGUUCGAGAGAGAGAUGUAUGCAGAGUUGUGUGUGUGCGUCAGUGUUUGUGUUGUGUCUGAUUAAAGUCUUCGUGAUUGUUCAUCUGGUUCAAGUAUCCUUUCCGAUAAGCAAGAGAACUUUUGUUACCCUGGUGCCGAAACCUGGGACUUUGGAGGAGGACCAUGCUUUCCUGGAGACCUCGCUGCUGGCUCAAGAACGCAACGCCGAGAAUACAGGAUCUGGUGGUACUGGAGCGGUUCGUCAGUGAGCACCGGGAGGCAGAGGAGCCAGCUGCCAAGCGCCGGAAGGCGGAGGAGCUCGGCGGCGGCCAAGGGACGGCUGAGUGAGUCCAGUGCCAUUGCCCAGCAUUGCUGAUGGAGGUGUUCCAGCUGGCUGAGGACCGGGUGGGCGGUGUAGUCAGGAACCAAAGUUUUUUUUUCUUUCACUUUCUUUUUCUUUUCUCUCUCUCCUCUCUCUCGGUCUCUCUCACUCUCUCUUUCUCUCUCCCCUCUUCCUCCCCUCAUCCUGCUCAUGUUUCCAGGAGGCGGGGAAGACCAGCCGGUGGCCGAACGACCGGAAGGGCAACACCCCCUCCCCUCAAGGAAUGGGGAGGAGUAGUAAGUCAGGCCAGAUGGUUCCCCGGCCUGAAUCGGGCGUUGGGGGUAUGUGACGAGGAGGAGGGGGUGGCCGGGCCAUAAGGAUGGACGCUUGGCGCUGAAUCAUCCCAAUCAGCCCGGAGAGGGAUAAAGAGGAGCCGGAGAUGCCAGUUCGAGAGAGAGAUGCACGUGGAGUUGUGUGUAAAUUGCUGCGCAGUCUGAGUCGAGUGAGAUCAAACAGAAUUGGAAACCCCCGUUCCUUAGCAAUGAAGAGUUUACACAGCUGAUGCUAGAGGCGCUGGAUGGGUUCUUCUUAGUAAUGCUGACUGAUGGCAACAUCAUUUACAUCUCAGAAAGCGUCACCUCUCUACUUGAGCAUCUGCCUUCGGACAUGGUGGAUCAGAACCUUUUGAACUUCCUUCCAAUGGGAGAACAUGUGGAAGUGUAUAAAGCAUUGUCCUCCCACCCAGACACUGAAAACCUCAGCUCUGAUUACCUCAAGCCUAAGAACCAGACGGAGUUUUGUUGUCACAUGCUCAGAGGUUCUGUGGAUACCAAGAAACCACCUGUGUACGAAUACGUCAAGUUUAUCGGCAACUUUAAGUCUCUCGCCAAUAUGCCUCAGUCAAAACGAAAUGGCCUUGAGGGAAUUUUACAGCGUUCGUUGCAACCAGCCUUCGGUGAUCAAGUCUGUUUUAUUGCUACUGUGAGGCUGGCCAAACCCCAAUUCAUCAAAGAGAUGUGUACGGUGGAGGAGCCCAAUGAAGAAUUCACAUCUCGACACAGUCUGGAGUGGAAGUUUCUUCUGUUAGAUCACAGAGCACCACCAAUCAUUGGCUAUAUGCCGUUUGAGGUGUUGGGGACAUCAGGCUAUGACUAUUAUCACGUAGAUGAUCUGCAUUCACUUGCCAAAUGCCAUGAACAUUUAAUGCAGUUUGGAAAAGGGAAGUCGUGCUAUUAUCGCUUUUUGACUAAAGGGCAGCAGUGGAUUUGGCUUCAGACUAAUUACUACAUCACCUAUCACCAGUGGAACUCGAGACCAGAGUUCAUUGUGUGCACCCACACGGUUGUGAGCUACGCUGAGGUGCGAGCAGAUCAGAGGAGAGAGAUGGGUAUAGAGGAAUCUCCCCCUGAGCUGACUGUAGACAAGCUGUCUCAGACUUCUGUCUCUGAAUCGCAGUUGAACACCUCCAGUCUGAAGGAGGUGCUGGAGCGUUUUAGUAACAGCCAAACUCCCUCCAACUCCUCACGGAGCUCCCGCAAAUCCUCGCACACCGCCGUCUCUGACAACACCUGCGUUUCCACUCCCUCUAAGCUACAGAUGGAAGUGAGCACUCCACCCCGGCCCGCCAACGUUGACAUAGCACCACAACGGCGCUCCUCAGUCAGCAUCCAGUCCAUGAGUUCUCAGCACACCACUCAGAAUGGCUCUCCAGCCCAAAUGAGCCAACAACAACAGCAACAACAACAACCGCAACAAACCCAGCUACAGCAGCAGGUUCAGCCUAAUGCCAUGUUCUCUGCGCAGUUGAAUGCAAUGCAGCACCUGAAGGAGCAGCUGGAACAGAGGACACGUAUGAUAGAAGCAAACAUUAAUAAACAGCAGGAGGAACUGAGGCAGAUCCACGAGCAGCUGCAACGAGUGCAGGGACCAGGAGCUCAGGUGAUACUGCAGCAGUCAGGCAGUGGACUCAACAUGCAGUUGCCGCAUGUUGGUGGAGCACAAACAAGCAUUCUAGGGAUUGGGACACAGGCUGGGGUCGUAGCUAUACAGGGUCAGAGUGUGACAAGUACAGCACACAGUGGGACUGUCUCACAGCAACAAGUACUUUCACAGCAGCAACCUCCACGUUCCCUGCAGCAAAAUCUACAGAGCUCCUCUGUUGCACAGCGUGGUCUGGUAUAUAACACCAUGAUGAUCAGCCAGCCUGCCAAUACCAAUGUUGUACAGAUACCCAGCAGCCUGGCACCAAAAAUCAAUCAGGGCAAUGCAAUAAACAGGUUUCCUGCAGGGCAGCAGUUGGUCACUAAGAUAAUGACAGCUCCAAUGGCGUGUGGCACUGUCAUGGUACCCACCACAAUGUUUAUGGGUCAGGUAGUGACAGCCUACAGCCCAUUUUCACAGCAACAAGGCCAGACGCAGGCCAUAGCGCUGCAGACUCAGCCCAAUGCGACUGCAGAACAACAGGCUCAAGCUACAUCAUUACAAUCAAAUCAACAGCAGGGGGCAACACAACAACAGACAAAACAGCAGCAACAGUUUUUGCAGAGCUUUCUCCAUGGCAACCAAUCUACACAACUGAUCCUGCAGGCUUUCCCUAUUCAGCAGCAAGGCACAUUUACUCCCUCACAACAACAGCAGCAGCAAACACAACAACAACAGCUGCAAUUGAAGCCACAGACUCAAAAACAGCAGAAAGCUGCCUUCACUCAUCAGACUGACAGCACUAGUGCCCAGUCUCAGUAACGUGGAUGAACACAGCCAAUCAGAUGGAAUAGCCUGGUCACAACAUGUCUCGUAUAGGUGUUUAUUGGACAGGUGUUGUAUUGAUUGGAAAUCCUCUUCCUGGCAACAUCUUGUUAUGAGGUAGAAGCUUCAGGCAGUCGCAUGGAACACAACACCACAAGAUGGUCACACUGGCGACCGUGCAGAACAUUUCACUGCACCAACAGGUGGUUGCCAAGCUCCUUAUUUAUUUCAACAACUGAAAGCAUAGAACUGCUAGCCUUGCAUGGUAUUUGCCAAACUGAAAACUCUGGUCUUCUACUGUAAACAACCCAAGAAACUGAGUCUAUCUGUACAGUCUCAUGUAUCAUACCAUGUAAAUAGGCAAACGAAAAGAAACAAGAUAUUGAAUAUUUUAUAUGCUGCAUGAAAAGUGUAAACUUUCAUAUGUACUUCCAGUUUUAUGAUUUCCAUUUGUAAGUAUUAUUUUGGGGUUCAAGUUUAACAUUUUUAUAUUAUGCAUAUAGUGAUGCUUUAUACUGUUGCCCUACCCUUAGAAUAGCCUCAUUACAUAUAGUUAGGGUGCAUCACAGUUUGUUCAGGAGGUUUUUAGAGGCAAUAAGGUAAAUUUUGCAGCUAUUAGUUUCUCCUUUUAGAUAUUUUACCCUGUGGCUCUGACUCAUACAAACAGAAUGCCCAGUUUGUUUCUAUUUCUGAAAUCCUUUUAGACAUUUUAUGCAGAGGAAUUGAAAUUGAUGUGACAUUUUCCAAUUUAAGUGCCAACAUUGAAAAACCUGCUUCUUCCAGGUUGUGUGAGUUGAAUGUUAAUUUGCUUUUUAGCAGAGUCAUAGUUUUGUUCUAAAAAGUUGUGCUUUGCACCUUUCCCCAUUUCUUAUAGCACUUAUUGUGUUAAUACACACUAAAAAUGGCCCAUCCCUCUAGUGAUUGUGAUGUAUUGGUCUUUUGAAGUUUUUCUGUGUGCAUGGAUGUUCUGCAGGAAAUUGUGUUUCUUAAAGGAGACUGACAUGUCAUGAAUAAGCUUUUAAAUUCUUAUUCAUAAGUACUCUUUUCUUCCUCGUGGUUUUGGGAGCUAUGCAAGAAGCCACAUCCAAGACAAAGUAUUAUGUGUGACUGAUAAAAGUUCAGAGUACUGUGGACCUUUUCGAUACCAUUAUCAUCAGGAAAAUAAUGAUUAUGUUGUCCUUAUUCCAGUUUCUCUUGCAAAGUUAUUGUGUGUGUGUGUGUGUGUGUGUGUGUGUGUGUGUGUGUGUGUGUGUGUGUGUGUGUGUGUGUGUGUGUGUGAGGAGAGAGAGAGAGAGAGUGGGUGUGUAUGUGUGAAAGAGAGAGAGAAUAGAAAGUGUAGGCUAUUGUAUCAAUAACUGUUUGUGAUUCUUCCAGUAUCGCUCUGUGGGUUGCUAUAUGUUCACCCCAGUGAUGA